AUGUCCGUGCGCCGCGGCGAGCGGCCGGCGCGGCCCGGGACCCGCCUCUCCUGGCUGCUGUGCUGCGGCGCCCUGCUGUCCCCGGCCGCGGGCUACGUGAUCGUGAGCUCGGUGUCCUGGGCCGUCACCAACGAGGUGGACGAGGAGCUGGACGGCGCCUCCACCGAGGACGCACUGCCCGCGCUGCUGGAGGACUCGGGCAGCAUCUGGCAGCAGAGCUUCCCGGCCUCGGCGCACAAGGAGGACGCGCACCUGCCGCCCCCGGCGGGCGCCGCCCGCGCCAGGCCGCCCCCCGCGCCGCCCGGGAUGUUCUCCUACCCGCGCGAGAGCGGCCCGCGGCUGCGCCCGGGCACCGCCCGCUUCCUGGCCCACGCCAGCGCCUGGGGCUGUCUGGCCGCCGUGUCCGCCCACGAGAAGAUCCCAGGACUGCCAUUUGGGAACUGCCUGCCCAUCAGCGACGGCCCCUUGAGCAACAGCACUGGGACUCCUUUCUUCUAUGUGACACCCAAGGACCCCGUGGUGGCUGAUCUGAUGAAGAACCCCAUGGCCUCGCUCCUGCUGCCAGAAUCAGAAGGAGAGUUCUGCAGAAAAAAUAUUGUGGACCCGGAAGAUCCCCGAUGUGCCCGCUUAACGCUCACUGGCCAGAUGAUUGCUGUGUCUCCAGAAGAAGUGGAAUUUGCCAAGCAAGCCAUGUUUUCAAGACACCCAGUUAUGAGGAAGUGGCCUCGGCAGUAUGAAUGGUUCUUUAUGAAGAUGAAGAUAGAACAUAUCUGGCUUCAGAAAUGGUAUGGAGGAGUAUCUGACAUUUCAAGGGAGGAGUAUUUCAAAGCAGUUCCAAGAAAGGCCUGAUGGAGUAAGAAGAAAGUCCUCGGUGUUGCGUAAAAUGAAACCCUUUUAAGUGAUGCUGCCAGACAGCCAUUGACUGCUGUCUCUUUGUCAAAGGGUUCAGAGCAGCCCUGUCACCCUUAUAGCAGAACGAGAGGGGGCGACCAGGGAACCCUGCGCUAGACCGAAGAUUCAAGUGGUCAUUUGCAAAUCCCCAGUUCACACAGGUACUUCACAUACCUAGUCUCUGUUUACAUUGUAUUCAAUCCAGACUCACCUAUUUGGGAAUCAUUGUUGGUUGUCAAAGUGACAUGUUGAGAUGGUUGCUGUUCCAUUCUCUAAGACAAAAAAAAAAAUUAUGCCUGUAUGUACAAUGUGAUUGCUUUGUAUUGUGAGAGUAUUUUUAUUGCUUGCUGUGCCAAAGGCAAUGUCUUGGUUCUAAGCUCACUGCAACCACGAAGGAACUAAAUGUGCAUCACACAGCCACAAUCUGGUGUUUAGGGUGAGGGUGCAGGACUGUUUGUCUCUGGAUUACGCAUCAUGCUCCUGGAAUGCAAAUGCAUUAUUAAGUCACAUUUGCUAGAGUGUAUUGGUCAUUUAUGAAGCUUUUCCCACUGCAACAUGAGGAAGAGAGAGGACGCAGAGUUUUGUGCCCUGUUCUGUGUAAGCAGGCCAUGGUAGGACGCUGAAGAGAAGGGACGGCUUCGGCAUCAAGCUCCCCAGAUCCCCACUGCUAAUGCUCCUGACAGAGGGUCCCCUUCUCUUAGGCAUAAGGAGUGACAUCCAAAAUAAGAAGCACCUCAUCUGUGGUGUGUAGACAGGAGAGGGGAGAGAGUGAGCCUGGGAAGGAAGCUAAGGCAACGUAUAAGAGAAGGAAGGAAAGAAGUCAGUAACUGAAGACGUGCUCCCUGGCCCCUUGGGCCAGGCCCUUGAUGGGAUCGCCUCAUUUAAGCCAUACAACCAAUGAGAUGCAUGUCAUCACUGUCACUCACAGCCAAGAAAACUGAGGCUCAGGGAGGCUAAGGCGACAUCCAACAUCUGACUCCAGAACUCACUGCACGCAAUGAACAGAGUGGUACCUGCAAGAUUUCUAGUUUUAAGAAUGAGACCAAAGAGUUACUGAAAUGUACAGGUAGUCAUUGAACCAGGAGCAUCAGUAAAGUGAUAACUAACCUGCUUUGCUUCCUACCAAAAGAAAGAAGUCUUUGCAAUUUGAUUGUUACUGCAGACUUAAAAUUUUCUAUGAGUUAUAUGCAGGAGCUCCUGGUGUUUGCAAGAAACUGCAUUGUACCUAUGUACACAGCUAACGCCUUCAAGGACCUACGUGUACACAUAUCCCAGACCUCUUAUGUUGAAAGCUAUGAAGGAUCUAGUACCCAGUUUUCUGUCUUUUUGUAAUGGCUAUAAACUCUCUUCAGUGGAUUAGAUAUGUUGUAUAACAUAAAAACACAACACUAUAUAUAGCAAAUAUACAUUUUUAAAAUAAAUAAAAGUGUUAUUAAUGGUUACACUUUUGUUUAAAAAAUUAAGACAUGAAGAGAGUUUGAGUUGUCAAAAUGUUUUUUUAAGUGCCUGUUACUAAAAGCAUAGUAAGAUGCACAGAAUUCCUUAUUUAUCAAAAGCCAAUUCUCAAAAGAGAUUCUAACAAUAGUGGUUUCUAAUACGUAAGAAUAAGGUAACUUGAGGGUACUUCAUAUUUUCAGAGUUUAAAAUUAUUACUGCCCCCAAUUUAGAGGUAAGAGGGGAAAACUGGAAGGACAAACCAUAUACUCCAGAAGUCAACCUCAAUCCUUAAUUCUCUGAGCAUCACUGCCUCCUGGUCCUGCCUUAUGGAUAAUGUUUCUGUGCUCAGUUUGCUUUUAUAAUCACGUUCCACUUAGCUCAACAAAGGUCACUCUGCUGCUUCAAUGGGCUUUGCAGUGUGGGUGCCAAUUAUAAAUGUUAUCAGUUAUUUAUCCAAAUUACAGGAAACGAAAUCUGAACAGGUUGGAUGAUAAGAAGAGUGUUGAAAAUGCAUCUGUCUGAGAAUAGUGGGCCCCAUUCAGGCCAGUAAGUUUCAGCAAAUCUCUGUAAAUUUACAUUGAUUAAAAUUUUAAAGGCUGUACUGGAAGUUCUAGACAUGGCAAUAAGGCAAGAAAGAAAGAAAUGAAAGUAUCCCUGUUUACAGAUGACAUGAUUGUCUACAUAGAAAAUUCCAAAGAAUCUAUUAAAAAAAAAAAAAAGAAAACACCUAGAACUUGUAAGUGCGUUCAGCAAGAUCUCAGGAUACAGGAUCAGCACUUGAAAUUUAAUCACGUUUCUAUAUAUUAACAAAGUGGAAAUCAAAAUUAAAAACACAAUACCAUUUACAGUCUCUCCAAAGAAAAGAAAUACGUAGGUAUAAAUUUAACAAAACACGUACGGAAUCUAUAUGCUGAAAAUUAAAAGAUGCUAAUGAAAGAAAUCAAAGACCCACAUAAAUGAAGAGACAUACCAUGUUCAUGGAUUGGAAGACAUAAAAUAGUUAAGAUGUCAAUUCUCCCCAGAUUCAUCUAUAGGUUUAACACAAUUUCUAUCAAAAUGCUAGCAAGGUUUUUGUGGACAUAUUCAAGCUUAUUCCAAUCAUUCCAAGGCAGGGCCCUUGGAACAGCUAAAACAAUGUUGUAAAAGAAGAAUAAAUAGGAGAAAUCACUCUACCCAAUAUAAAUAUUUAUUGUGUAGCUACAGUAAUCAAGACAGUGUGGUAUUGAUGGAGGCAUAGACACAAAGAUCAAUGGAAUAGCAUGGAGAAGCUAGAAAUAGACCCAUACAAAUAUGCUCAAUUGAUUUUUUAUAAAGGUACAAAAGUAAUUGAAUGGAGAGAGGAUAGCCUUGUCAGUAAAUGUGCUGCAGCAAUUGGAUAUCCAUAGGCAAAUAAAAAGAACCUCAACCUAAACCUCAUACUUUAUACAGAAAUUAAUUCAAAAUGGAUUAUAAUCCUAAACAUAAAAUGUAAAACUAUAAAACUUUUUUUUAAAAAAAUAGAAAAUCUUUGGGAUCUAGGGCUAAGCAAAGAGUUCUUAUACUUGACACCAAAAGCACAAUACCAUAAAAGGAAAUUUUGAUAAAUUAGACUUUAUUAAAAUUUUAAAAUUUUGCUCUGCAAAAGACCAUGUUAAGAGAAUGAAAAGACAGGCUACAUACUGGGAGAAAAUAUUUGCAAACCAUGUAUCUGACAAAGGACUGGUACCUUGAAUAUAUGGAAAACUCUCAAAACUCAACGGUUUUUAAAAAAUCCAGUUACCUAUAGAAAGGAAAACAUUGAUUAUAUAGGGGGGAGAAGGGAGAAAAAAAUCCAAUUAGAAAAUGGAGAAUAUGAACAAACAGUUCACUGCAAAGGAUAUGCAAGGGGCAAAUAAGUACAUGAAAAGAUACUCAACAUCAUUAGUUUUAGGGAACUGCAAAUUAAAACCACAAUGAGAUACCACUAUGUACCCACCACAAUUGCUAAAAUAUAGUAACAACACCAAAUGUUGGCAGGAUGUAGAGCAACUGGAUCAGUCGUAUACAGCUGGUGGGAAUGCAGAAAGGAGCAGCCACUCUGGAAAACCAUUUGGCAGUUUCUUAUAAAACUGUACGUGCAACUUCCAUACCACUCAGCACUUGCACUCCUGGGCAUUUAUCCCAGAGAAAUGAAAACUUAUGUUCACACAAAAUCUUGUAUAUGAAUGUUCAUAGCAGCUUUAUUCAUAACAUUCAAAAACUGUAAACAACCAGAUGUCCUUUAAUGGGUGGCUGGUGAAACAAAUUGUGAUAUAGCCAUGCCAUGGAAUACUACUCAGCAAUAAAAAUAAUUUCUGAUACAAGCAACAACUUGGAUGAAUCUCCAGAGAGAAAAAGCCAAUGCCAAAAGGAUACAUAUUGCAUAAUUCCAUUUAUAUUACAUUUUGAAAUACAAAAUUCUAGAAAUGGAGAACAGAUUAGGGGAUCCCAAGGAGCAGGGUGGAGAGGGAGAGAGGUGGUUGUGAUUAUAAAAGGGUAACAGAAAGGAUGCUAAUGGUGAUGGAAAUGGUCCAUAUCUUGACCAUAUCAAUGUCAAAAUCCAGGUUGUGAUGUUGUACUAUAGUUUUGCAAGACGCUACCACUGGGGGAAACUGGGCAAAAGUCACACAGGAUCUCAUUGUACUAUUUCUUACAAUUGCAUGUGAAUCUACAAUUAUCUGCAAUUAUCUCAGCAUCUACAAUUAUCUCAGAGUAAAAAGUUUAAUAUAAACAAAAUUUAAGGGUUAGCUUAAAUAAGGCAUUUAUGCUCUCUCUCUUGUUGGUCCCUAAUGAAAUGAAGAACUGAGCUAUGUGCCAAAACCUAGCAGAGCAGACAACAAUAGUUUUCUUUUGUUAACCAUUAAUAUAUGCAUUUGUGGAAGAGAUACAAGAUUCCUUUAAAAGUUUUCUAGACGUAUUCAAUUUAAUAUUGAAUACAAAUUAAUAAGAAUUCAACACAUCUGCUAUAUAGGUUUUACAUGGGACACUUAGAAGGGGAGGAUAUUUUCAAGUUUCUGACAUAAACACGUCGAGUAAGCUACAGGAGUAUGUAAGUGUCCAAGUCUGUACAUAAUGAUUCUCCACCAAUCUUUAUAGCAAAGAACCAUAUUUCCAGUAAUCUUCCUCUAAGUAGUCUGGGAAAGAAUUCUUCUGUUUCUGUGAAUAAGCUAUAUCCUGACCCCCGAGUUUUCAUUUACAGUGAUUGUACAUAUCCAUGAUGUUGACACAAAGAGUGUAAUUCGGAUGUUACUAGUUUCAGUAUGCCUUGUAUAUAUUGACUCGCUAUAAAAGAGUUGUUUUUUGGUUGAAGUGUGUUUCUACAAUUUUGUCAGGAAGUCCAUACUUCAUUUUUAAUAAUUUAACCAUCAAAUACUGUUCUGAAAAUAAAGCUUCCCUAGAAUAAUUUAUUGAUGCUAAUUUGAUUGCUAUAACAGCAAGUCAAUUAUUAUAAAAUUUCAAUUGUAAUGAAGCUAUAGGUUUGUGCUUUGUAAUGCAUGUGGAGUGUAAAAUCUAUUUUCAAAACUAGAUAUGUCUAUUUACCCAAAGACUGUUUCAUUCCUGAUAUGAUUUCCAUGCUUGAUUAAAUAAAAUUAUGAUAUUUAUA
Messenger RNA from Diceros bicornis minor, 5929 nucleotides. It is a transcript of the gene CREG2, whose product is annotated as cellular repressor of E1A stimulated genes 2. The record is from RefSeq and is a predicted model, not a curated record. The transcript has 4 exons. Bases 1 to 849 code for a protein of 282 amino acids. NCBI's taxonomy places the organism in Eukaryota, Metazoa, Chordata, Mammalia, Perissodactyla, Rhinocerotidae.